AAUUGUGGUCACUGGUAAGGUAGCGAUUUCCCUGUCGUGCCUCACCCUGCCUAUAGCAAUAUGGCCGACUCUGGCAACAACUCCAGAUCUCCAGAUCAAAUCUUCACCUCUGCAGAUCGCAUUCGACAACUCAACGAAAUCGACAAGGAUGUCGCCAAACUCAUUCACUCCGCCGGCCUCGCGAUCCAAGCCCUCACCAACGCCCGAACUCCCGACUCGCCGUUAGAAAACAACUCCCUAGCUGCUCACAAGAUGCGCUUCAAAGAAGCCACCUCGCAGUACUUUGCGCUCCUCUCAUCCAUUGACGUCCGGCUACGUCGCCAGGUUUACGCGCUGGAGGAAGCCGGGAUUCUUGCGCCGGAGGCGGCGGCCUCCGCGGCGAAUCCCCGAACAGGAGAACUAGCGGGAGCUGGUGCGGCAACUGCAGCCGCUUCAUCGAAUUCACUGGAUGUGAGUUGGCUCAACAGUCGGAAGGAUACGGUUGGGAAAGAUAAGGAGGCGGAGCUGUGGGCUGCGGCCAGGGAGUUUGUCGAGCACCUUGCUCGGCACGGACCUUCGUCAGCAACAACGGGAAAAAUUACGGAUGCGGAGGACGGACGGGAAAAGAUGGAGGUGGACUCAUGAUUGAAGAAUUAAAGAUGGCACACGCAUGUGUUCGAGGCGGACACUAUCGGCCAUUACGCUUCGGUGUUAAACGGUUGGAGAAGCUCGGUGGCCAUCGCGAGGACGAUGGCCUGUUGAAGGGCAGAAGUUUAUGAUACCCACGGUUAUUUAUACAAGCCUAUUGAAUAUAUAGGACAAAGCUUUGGGCCGUGCCUAGGCCCAAGCAUGAUCAUUGCAAC
Messenger RNA from Aspergillus homomorphus CBS 101889, 842 nucleotides. Its product is annotated as mediator of RNA polymerase II transcription subunit 11. Gene Ontology annotation, biological process: regulation of transcription by RNA polymerase II. Gene Ontology annotation, molecular function: transcription coregulator activity. The record is from RefSeq and is a predicted model, not a curated record. NCBI's taxonomy places the organism in Eukaryota, Fungi, Ascomycota, Eurotiomycetes, Eurotiales, Aspergillaceae. The transcript has 2 exons. The coding region runs from base 61 to 624 and encodes 187 amino acids. Gene Ontology annotation, cellular component: mediator complex.